Messenger RNA from Sodiomyces alkalinus F11, 2787 nucleotides. Its product is annotated as DUF1253-domain-containing protein. Bases 132 to 2444 code for a protein of 770 amino acids. Gene Ontology annotation, cellular component: nucleolus; small-subunit processome. Gene Ontology annotation, molecular function: rRNA binding; U3 snoRNA binding. The record is from RefSeq and is a predicted model, not a curated record. The transcript has 3 exons. Lineage: Eukaryota; Fungi; Ascomycota; Sordariomycetes; Glomerellales; Plectosphaerellaceae. Gene Ontology annotation, biological process: maturation of SSU-rRNA from tricistronic rRNA transcript (SSU-rRNA, 5.8S rRNA, LSU-rRNA).
UUCUUAAUGAGAAAAUAUCUAAUACGGAACAAACAAUUCGGCAAGAUCUUGGGCCGUCGUUGUUGUCCUUUUAUUUAAGUAAUUCACAGUCUCCCGACGAGGCCUUAUCUUGUUGAAUCAGAGUGUAAAACAUGGGACCACGAGCCGGAGGAUUUAGAGGAGGGUCUCGAGGAGGGUCUCGAGGAGAAUCUCGAGGCGGAUCUCGAGGCGGAUCUCGAGGCGGAUUUCGAGGAGGAUUUCGAGGAGGAUCUAGGGGAGGACCUCGAGGAGGAUCUAGAGGAGGAUCUAGAGGAGGACCUCGAGGAGGCGCUCGAGGCGGAAGGGGGCGAGGCCGAGGUGGCAGAGCCAGGGGAGGUUCCAUGGGUGCAGAGGCAUCGCGAUUUAACACCAGGCUAGGAGAGAAGGAGUCAUCAGAUGAAGAAGUCUCUGAAGCGGAGUCUUAUGUUUCCGAUGAGGAUGAAGAACUGGAUGACUCUAGCUCUGACGGUGAGGAGGCUGAGGAGACAGCCAACGCACCACCUCCAUAUAUGGCUCUUAUUCAAAGCUUCACCCAGGACACUGAGCGGAACCCAAAGAGGCGUAAGCUAGACAAUGGCAACGCAGCCGAAGCCCUUCCGUCUCAGCAGGGACCGGGCCAAGACGAGGAAGAGGCAUCCGAAGAGAAAAAGGAUGUUGACUUCGCUGAUGAGGCCGAGGAGGACCCCGCAGACGCCUUAGCCGAGGCAGAGUUUGAGCACGAAAGCGACGACGAAGACGUCGAGGAUGCCUCGGAUCCUUUCGAUAGUCAUUUCACUACGCCGGACCAGGAGACGACCGCUGAAAAAGUCAAGGCGAUCCAAGACGGUAAAUGGACGUCAAAACGUAUCAUGACCAAGCUCUCCAAGGCCGUCUUGAUGCUACCAGAGGUGGAGGGAGCUGAUGACGUUGCCCUCCCGUCGCCGAUCCCGGGACUACAAGCAUUGAGGCUCAAGCAGAAGCUAAGCAACAUGGCAUCUCGCAACCUACCAUCUUUCGACAGUUUACAGCAAGCUUUCGCGCCGAUAAUGUUCAAUUACCAUGACGUUUUGUACGGUGCCCGGAACGUUGGGAACGCGGAAAAAUUGAGGCAGUUAACAUGCCUUCAUGCUGUUAAUCAUGCCCUGAAGACUCGAGACCGCGUUAUCAAGAACAGCUACAAGCUCUCUAAGGACGAGAACUCGUCCCUGGAGCUGAGAGACCAAGGCUUCACCCGGCCCAAGGUCUUGUUUCUUCUCCCGACCAGGCAAUCAUGUGCCAAAAUGGUGGGCAUGAUUGAAAACCUCUGGGAACCAGACCAGAGGGAAAACCGCAAACGCUUCGAGGAUGCAUAUGUGGACAAGUCGGAAAAGUUCCGCGACCAGAAACCGGCCGACUUUUUGGAUCUCUUCGACGGGAAUGACGACGACAUGUUUCGGUUGGGCGUCAAGUUCACACGGAAGACGAUCAAAUACUUUGCCCAGUUCUACAACUCGGACAUAUUGAUGGCGAGCCCUCUAGGCCUGCGUAUGGCCAUCGGGACUGAAGAGGACAAGAAGAACAUGGACUAUGACUUUCUCAGCUCCGUCGAGAUGGUGGUCGUGGACCAGGCCGACGGGCUGCUGAUGCAAAACUGGGAACAUGUCGAGUACAUCUUCGAACACCUGAACCGACAGCCGAGGGAUUCCCACGGUUGCGACUUCAGCCGCGUCCGGACAUGGUAUCUCGAGGAUUGGGCCAAGUAUUUCCGGCAGACCAUCAUCCUAUCGCCCUUCGUCACGCCCGAGCUCACCGAGCUGUUCCGGACCCAGUGCCGCAACUGGGCCGGCAAAGUCCGCUUUCAACCCGACUACCAGGGCCUGCUACAGCAGCUCCCCGUCCGCGCCAAGCAGACCUUCUCACGCUUCGAGUGCAGCGCCAUCGGCAAGGACCCGGAUACGAGGUUUGCGUAUUUCACCUCGGCCAUCGUACCGUCGCUGGCCAGGCGGGCCCGGGAGCUCAAAGGCACGCUCCUUUUCAUCCCGUCGUACCUCGACUUCGUGCGGGUGCGCAACUAUUUCGCCACAUCGCCUGCGGCCGAAGCCAUCACCUUCGGCACGCUUUCCGAGUACGCCGAGGCGGCGGACACGGCCCGCGCGCGCUCGCACUUCCUCAGUGGCCGUCACAAAGUGUUGCUAUACACGGAGCGGGCGCACCACUUCCGUCGCUACAAGCUCCGGGGCGUUCAGCGCGUCAUCAUGUACGGCUUACCGGAUAAUCCCAUCUUCUAUCAGGAGAUUGCAGGAGGAUACCUCGCUAGGAGCGAGCAGGACAUGAAGCUGGCGCCUGGGCAGGGGAGCGUACGGGUCAUGUUCUCCAAAUACGACGUGAUGAAGCUGGAGCGGGUAGUCGGGACGCAGAGAGUAAGAAAGAUGAUCCAGGAAAAAGGUGACACCUUUGACUUUGUGUGAGUUGAGCGUUGGAUUUCCUUCUGCCCCCUCUGUGGACAGCUCGGUCUUGGAUUUCUGUCUCAAUUUUUAUAUAUAUACAUAUUUGAACCGUCUAGAUAUAGCCAUAAAAAAAGAUAGACCAGACAUGUUCUUGGAACUAGUAGUACAUCUGGAAUGAGCUUUCGUCGUAGUGAUACAGUGGGGUGGCUGUGAUGUUGACAGCCGUUUCUGUUUCCCCUUGCAAAUCCCUCCUUGCUCUGCAGCUCCUCACGCCAGCCGGAAUCGGACACUCCAGUAGAGUGGCUGGUCAGUAUAGCGUCGUUGGCCACUUUCCUCUUCCAUUCCUGAUCUUUCCCCCUCCAAU